AUGACGACGGAACAACCACCUACCUUCGCUGCUGCUACCGCGCCGCCGCCUCCGCCUCCGCCUCCCGCACCUCCUCUUGGACCGGCUUUCGAAUCAUCAGGCCCACCACCCCGAUACGCCGCUGUCGUGAAGAAGGUCUACCCAUACUCCCUUCGACCGAUCGUCAUCUUCGUCUCUAUCCUCGGGGCGAUAUGGGGCAUUGCCAUGGGGGUUGAGUGUAUCCGGGAUCGAGCGGACUCGAACUCGUCAGAUAGGCAGAAGAUGAUGGCACUUGCACAGGGGAUCUUGUACUUUGUCAUCGCCCUCAUCGAAGUUGCCUUUAUCGUCAUUGCGUUUAUGCACAAUCUAUCUGUCGGACGCCUCAUCAUCGUUCUCGCCCCGCUUGGGGUGAUUCUUACCCUCGGCGCGCAGAUCCUGAACGUCGUUCGGCACUUUAUCCUGAAGAGCGACUUGAUUGCGCAAUGCGCGGCAAACACGUUCGGGGCGACAUACCAAAAUAGCAGUGGGGUCGAGCAGAAAAUCACGGGUGAUCAGGCAAGAAACAUCUGCACUACGGCUUGGGACAGAGGUACAUGGACGGUCAUUGCCUGGCUUAUCGUCUCUGUCAUACUUGCCGCCAUCUUCGCCUCCCUGACCCUCGCAUUCUACCGCCAACUUCUCGACCCCUCUUCCGUCCGCACCCGCCAACGCGGGAACGCCGUCGAGACGUACGCUCUGCAGCCCAACGACCCAUACGCGCACAACCCUCCCCCACCCCUCCACAACCAAGGACAACAAGCAUGGAUGGUCCCUCCCUAUCCUGGUCCGCCCGGGCCGCAGAUGCAGCCGGGGUACGAAAAGGGGGACUAUCAGCCCAGUGCCGAGUGGGCGUCAUAUGGGGUCGAUGGGAGCCCACAGCGUCCAAGCUCAAGGACAGGAGGGGCAGGAUACCAACGACCGCUGAGUGCGAGUGGAUUUGGGGGUGCGGGGAGCAGGGCGCAGGAUGAGGCGUGGGAGCGUGCAGAGGCAAGCGGGCCGACGGCGCAUCUGACUGGAGGGAGACGGAGUCCGAGAUUGGACGUGGAGAGCGGGUAUGUCGUCAAGAAUACAGAAGAGGAUGAGGCGUGGGAGCGGGCGAGGACGGAGGGUGUCACGGCGCAUCUGACGGGCGGGGGGUCGAGGCCGAAUGGAGGGAGGUUAGUGUGA
Dioszegia hungarica is the source of this 1185-nucleotide messenger RNA. RefSeq lists its product as uncharacterized. The transcript is spliced from 6 exons. The record is from RefSeq and is a predicted model, not a curated record. NCBI's taxonomy places the organism in Eukaryota, Fungi, Basidiomycota, Tremellomycetes, Tremellales, Bulleribasidiaceae. Bases 1 to 1185 code for a protein of 394 amino acids.